Dictyostelium discoideum AX4 is the source of this 159-nucleotide messenger RNA. RefSeq lists its product as hypothetical. The record is from RefSeq and is a predicted model, not a curated record. Lineage: Eukaryota; Evosea; Eumycetozoa; Dictyosteliales; Dictyosteliaceae. The transcript has a single exon. Bases 1 to 159 code for a protein of 52 amino acids.
AUGUGUCUAUUGCAAAAAUCAUGGCAUUUAAUUCGUGAUGCCUCUGCUGCUUCCAAUAUUAUGAUCAUUGGUGAAAUGAAACAUGCCAAUCCAGAUUAUGUAAUUGCUUGUUAUGAUCCAAAUCACCAUAAAGUUGACCAAGAUUCUUCUCUAUCUUAG